Messenger RNA from Egretta garzetta (little egret), 615 nucleotides. Its product is annotated as caltractin. Gene Ontology annotation, cellular component: centrosome; centriole. Lineage: Eukaryota; Metazoa; Chordata; Aves; Pelecaniformes; Ardeidae. Bases 1 to 615 code for a protein of 204 amino acids. The record is from RefSeq and is a predicted model, not a curated record. Gene Ontology annotation, molecular function: calcium ion binding. Gene Ontology annotation, biological process: centriole replication; nucleotide-excision repair; mitotic cell cycle. The transcript has 5 exons.
AUGUCUGUCUAUGUUUGGAAGGCCGGCGGGAGGGAGGGGGUGACGGCGGCCGGUGCCGCUGCCCGUGCCCCCGGCGGCGCGGCUGAGGGCGCCGGGGCUCAGGCUUCCAGCAGCGAGGGAGGCGCCGCCGGGGGGGGCUCCCCGACGGAGAAAGCGGCUCCCGGGUUCCCGGUCAGCGAAGAGCAGAGGGAGGAACUGCGAGAGGCCUUCGAGUUGUUGGACCCGGGCGGCUCGGGCCUGGUGGAUGUCAGCGACUUGAAGAUAGCUGUAAGGGCUCUGGGCUGUGAAUUGAGGAAAGAGGAGAUGAAGAGAAUCGUCUCUGAAUUCGGUGAAGAAGGGUCGGGGAAGCUAACCUUCAAGGCAUUUCUGCAGGUGAUGACUCAGAAAAUGGCAGAGCCAUGUUUGGAAAAGGAGAUCCUGGAAGCUUUCAAGGUGUUCGAUUGCGAUGGCACAGGCAAGAUCUCCUUUGAGGAUCUCAAGGUGGUGGCUCGUGAGGUUGGGGAAGACAUCACAGAUGAGGAGCUGCAGGAGAUGAUUGAUGAAGCAGAUGUGGAUGGAGAUGGGGAAGUGGACGAACAGGAGUUCCUACGGAUACUGACACUGACCGACCCGUAA